UAUACCUAAUUUUGAUUUAUGUAACUUAGGACAAGGUCAUUUUGUUAUAGAUAGGAAUGUCGUUAAUGUAGGAUAAAAUAGAUACUUCAAUACCUUGAUUUGUGUCAUCUUAGGUGCACGGCAGAUGAAAAAGAAAAAAAGCAAGCAAAAUGAAAAAUGAACAAUAUAUUCAAGAUGAUCAAGGGUAAAUUUUAUAUCAAAUGUAUAUGAAGAAUUGUAUUAUAGAAUGAAGAGAGGUAACUUCAACAUUUUUAAGUAACUCUCACUUUUUCUUCUAUAGCAAUUAGUAUCUUAUAUACCACAUAAUGAAAACACUUUUUAACUUUUGAUUGAGUUUUAAGUUUAAAUAAUCAAUAAAAAAUAAAGACAUAAUUCAUGAAUAUCAAACAAAUUCAUGUUAUAUAAUUAAUUCUCUUAUUAUAAAAAGUCAAUCCUUAAAAAUUAAUGUGAUAAAUCAUAAAUCGAUCUUACAUAAAAGUAGAUCAUGAAUAUCAAGAAACUCAUGAAUUAAUCUCUCAUCAUUAUUUUAAAAAAUAAAACUCUCUUGUGAUUUUGGUCAAACCUCAAAAAACUAAAAACAAUAAUAAUUUUGCUAAAAUUUAGGAAACCGAAUAAAAUGAUUUACCCAUUAAUAAUGUCUAGUUAUUACUCACUUUACACACUGACAAGAUUCUCCACUUCUUCUUCUUCUUCCCCACUCCCCAGUAUCCCGAAUUACUUUUCUUCCUCUCUUUCUCUCUCUCUUGAAAUUGUGCUCUCCAGGAGGGAAUUUUCUCCCUCUUUCUUCUGUUUAUCCCUUUUCUCUCCAAAGGGUUUUAAUCAAAUUCCUCAUACUGAUAAAGUGUAAUCGUCAAGAUUCCUCCUGCUGAAGAUCGGCGGAAAUCAAUUUAGGGUUUUCCCAUCCCAUCCAAAUUCGCCGGGCGGGGAAGACGGGCAGCCAAUCGCCGCAAAUUCGGAUUUUUUUUUCCAGGUAAUGCAUCUUUCCGAUACUUCGUUUUCAGCAAGUUCCGUUUUCUAUUCGGAGCUAGAAAUGGAGGUAGAGCUUGAACUGACGGCGCUCUGUUGACUUUUUUCUUAAUUGGUUAUGAGGUUAGAGAGAGAGAGAGAGAGAUAGAGAGGGAAGAGAGAGAACGGCAAGUCUUGGGAUUGGGCAGUGAUCGGAUUGAUUGGGCGAAAGGAGAGAUUCAGCGGCUUUGGAGAUACGCGAGACGAAGAAGAGCAAAUGCCGGAGGAAGAUUUUGUGGAGCUCAAGUUCAGGUUGUACGAUGGAACCGAUAUUGGUCCGUUUAGGUAUUCGCCGGCGUCUACCGUUGCUGUUCUGAAGGAAAGAAUCGUCGCUGAGUGGCCAAAAGAUAAAAAAAAUACACCCAAAGGAGCAAAUGACAUCAAACUGAUAAAUGCCGGAAAGAUUUUGGAAAACAGCAAGACUGUUGGCCAGUGUAAGGCCCCUUUUGGAGAUCUACAGAAUGGUGUGAUUACCAUGCAUGUCGUCGUGCAGCCAUCUUUGGCCAAAGCAAAGACAGAGAAAAAGGUCGACGAUGCUCCAAGAAAAAAUCUAUGUUCGUGUACCAUAUUGUGAGAAGGCGCUUUGGGUUUGUUGAUUUGUUCAACUUAGGGAGGAGGGGAGGAGCUUUUAUACCGGCGGUGAUGUUGGUCCUGUUCAAAAUCUGAGGAUCGUGAUGGAUAUGAGUUGUAAGAAUGCUGUAUACAUCCUCUCACUGCCAAAACAUGUCUCUUUGUGUGUCAGGGGCUGGGGUUGAGUUCAGUCCUGCCCUUUUGAUUGUAUGUUGUGAUAAAAAAAAAAUGUAUUCCUGCAUUUUGAUUGAAAAUUUGUGUACCUUGUUCCUCAUCACUACUUCACUAUUUCUAAAUGAUAUAUAUAUAUAAAUCUUACCCUUUUCUUUCAUGCGGUCUCUUCAUCCAACUCUCAUGUAAAGUGUUCUGAUAACUUGCCCUUUGUUUGUUCAAGCCUGAUUCUAUAGUUUUGUCCACUACAAGUAUUGUUAGUAAAUACAGUGCAAGAUAAGAAGGCUGGCUAUCUUUAUGCUUGAAUACAAAGUGUGAGAAGGAAAUGUAUCUUCUUGCAGCAAGUAUAUGAAUGGAUGAAUGGUACAAAUUGGGUUAGUGACCCUUGUAGUAGUUUAUUAACAAAAAAUGGAGUUCUUGUAAUAUUUUAGUAUUUGUAGAGUCCAUUCUCGAUAACUCACCUGCUUCUUAAAUUUCCUAUUGCUGUUUAAGAAUAAUGGGGUUGAAAUGAG
This is a messenger RNA of Linum trigynum, 2258 nucleotides long. The record is from the annotation of a GenBank genome assembly. NCBI's taxonomy places the organism in Eukaryota, Viridiplantae, Streptophyta, Magnoliopsida, Malpighiales, Linaceae.